UGCUACAUGCCGCUACUGUUUGGGGAAAGGGAAAAAAAAAAGAGCUGAGUAAUGCUGGAGCCUUCUCAUGUGGCUGAUGCAAACCUGGAGGAUUUGCAUCAUCAUUUAGCAGGAUUUGGCAGAAUCCCACUAUGGUCAGGAAGCCUGUGAUGUCCUCCAUCUCCAAUGGAGGCUACCUCCAGGGGGAUGCUCAUGGCCACUUGCCCUCCAGGGGCAGCAAACACGCCCCUGAGCAGGGUAAGAUGGUGCUGAAGAAAAAGAUCACGCUGCUGAGGGGCAUCUCCAUCAUCAUUGGCACUAUCAUCGGGGCUGGCAUCUUCAUCUCCCCCAAAGGAGUUCUCCAAAACACGGGCACCGUGGGCAUGUCUCUGAUCGUCUGGACUGUCUGUGGGCUCGUGUCUCUAUUUGGGGCUUUGUCUUACGCUGAACUGGGGACGUGUAUAAAGAAAUCUGGUGGUCACUACACUUACAUCUUGGAAGUCUUUGGCCCAUUACCAGCUUUUGUCCGAGUCUGGGUGGAGCUCAUCAUAAUACGCCCUGCUGCCACUGCUGUGAUAUCCUUGGCAUUUGGACGCUAUAUCCUGGAACCAUUUUUUAUUCAUUGUGAAAUCCCAGAACUUGCAAUCAAGCUAAUUACGGCUGUGGGCAUCACCACAAUCAUGGUGCUGAAUAGCAUGAGUAUCAGCUGGACUUCCAGGAUGCAGAUGUUUUUAACCCUUUGCAAGCUUAUAGCCAUUCUAAUAAUUAUAGUCCUUGGAGUUAUGCAACUAAUUAAAGGUCAAACCCAGCACUUUAGAGAUGCCUUUUCAGGAAAUGAUGCCAGUAUUAUAAGAUUACCAUUGGCUUUUUAUUAUGGAAUGUAUGCAUAUGCGGGCUGGUUUUAUCUCAACUUUGGUACCGAAGAAGUAGAAAAUCCUGAGCGAAACGUUCCUCUUGCAAUAUGUAUAUCAAUGAUCAUAGUCACUGUUUGCUAUGUCCUAACGAAUGUGGCCUAUUUCACUACCAUCAGUGCUGAAGAGUUGCUGCUCUCCAAAGCCGUGGCAGUGACCUUUGCAGAAAGGCUUUUGGGAAAAUUCUCAAUAGCUGUCCCAGUCUUUGUUGCCCUUUCCUGUUUUGGCUCCAUGAAUGGGGGCAUUUUUGCUGUCUCCAGGUUGUUUUAUGUUGCUUCCCGUGAGGGUCACCUUCCAGAAAUCCUCUCCAUGAUUCAUGUCCGCAAGUACACUCCUCUGCCAGCUGUCAUUGUAUUGUACCCUUUGACAAUGAUAAUGCUUUUCUUCGGUGAUCUUUAUGGUCUCCUGAAUUUCCUCAGUUUUGCCAGGUGGCUUUUUAUUGGAUUAGCAGUUGCAGGGCUGAUUUAUCUCCGAUACAAACGACCAGAUAUGCAUCGUCCUUUCAAGGUGCCACUGUUUAUACCAGCUCUGUUUUCCUUCACCUGCUUUUUCAUGGUGGCCUUGUCCCUUUAUUCUGAUCCAUUCAGUACUGGGAUAGGUUUUGGGAUCACGCUGACUGGUAUCCCAGCUUACUACUUCUUCAUUGUCUGGGACAAGAAGCCAAAGUGGUUCCAGAGAAUAUCAGAUGGAAUAACCAGAACCCUACAAAUAUUGCUGGAAGUUGUACCCUCAGAAGUACCCACAGAAGAUAAGUCAUGAUCAGUCGAAUUCCAAAGAAGGCACUGUAUGUUGAUGUCCCAUCUGAAAACAAAUGGAAAAUGAGAAACUGCUUCUUGGGAUUCCAGAGGAUUACAAGACUGAGUUACAGCUUAAUGGAGACAAUUAUCUUCAGCACUAGUUUUCUUAUGUGUUCAAACCUGUGUUUAAGACGUUUAGGUGUACCUUCAGGUACAUGUGUAGACAGCUGGUAGGCUUUUCUACCACCAUUAACACUGCUCCUUUUAGGGACAGACACCUUUUGUGGGCAGGGGAAGGAGGACAUAGAAUGACAAAUUACUCUAAUGACCUUUCUUUGUGACAUUAUCUUACUGAAUCCUAGGGUCUUCAAAUUGAAGGCCAUUGGUUAUUUUCUGUAUUAGUAUUUUACAAAUGGUUUUAUAUACUGUAGGUAGAUGUACUGUGAAAAGUGUCCUCUGCUCUUUGAACAUGCAACUCAGCACUCCUGUGACAUGAGAAUGGGUGACAGAGGUACACCUCAAUUUUAAAUCUUCAACCCAUAUGCCUUCCUCUUUGUUUUAUUUGCACUGUAUUGGUUCUCCGAAUACAGUCACACUGGUUUAGGUAUCACUGUUCCUUUUUAAUGAACUGGUCCCAGGACAUUUGGGAUGGGAGAGAAAGGAUGUGGCUCAUUUUCUUGAGUGCAUUAAAACAGUAACUUUGGGCUUAUUGUUUAUCAGGCAGGGCCCUGUAAGAAAUUGGACAUUUUGCAAAGUCCUUUUAUUCUUUGUGAGGUGAGUGAAGUGGAAAGGAUACAGGUCUUCACCCUUUCCAAAUCAGUCCAUUUGGUCUUGAAGCCUCACAGUAAACAACUGAGUUUCAAGAACUAGAUGUUUUUAGCUCCUGAUCUCACCUGGAAUAAAUUUCCUAUUGAA
Messenger RNA from Phascolarctos cinereus (koala), 2542 nucleotides. It is a transcript of the gene SLC7A11, whose product is annotated as solute carrier family 7 member 11. Gene Ontology annotation, biological process: amino acid transmembrane transport. The record is from RefSeq and is a predicted model, not a curated record. Gene Ontology annotation, molecular function: L-amino acid transmembrane transporter activity. Gene Ontology annotation, cellular component: membrane. NCBI's taxonomy places the organism in Eukaryota, Metazoa, Chordata, Mammalia, Diprotodontia, Phascolarctidae.